Molecule: messenger RNA, 1383 nt
Organism: Laetiporus sulphureus 93-53
Lineage: Eukaryota; Fungi; Basidiomycota; Agaricomycetes; Polyporales; Laetiporaceae
Exons: 11
Coding region: 126-1328 (400 amino acids)
Source: RefSeq, a predicted model, not a curated record
AUCAAGAGCUUACUCUAUUUCCCACGCAUUCGGAUAGAUGGCGACCAAUGCCACGCUUAGCGACAGCGUACAAAUAGCCACUGUCCUCGUUCGCGAGCUGAAACUUAAGCCUCCCGCCGAACAAGAUGUCCUCAGACCAGAGUGCGUUAGCCGAAGACGCUAGUACCCUGCAAGGAUUCUUUCCAUACCAGUUCUGUAUGAUUUCUGCUGCUGUUGUAGUUCUCUAUGAAUACGCAAUCACACUCCCGGAGGAGGUCGCCCUGGUCUGGCUCAAGCCUCUGUCGGUCACAAAAGUAGCUGUCCUGUCAAAUCGAUAUCUGUCCCUGUGUCUUGGGAUUGUCGAUAUGCUGGCGGUGCUGCCCUUGUAUUCAACGCUACACGACUGUCGUAGAACAUGUCCCCCUUUACUCACAAUUUCAAUUCGAAGAUGCUUGGUGAUCAGUGAAUUGCAGAGCUACCUAGUGCCGGCAGUAGAAGCCGUGAUAGCGGACCAGUCCGAUUCCACCGGUUCCAAUUCCAGUCGACUCAUCCAUUUGACAUAUAGGACUUACUGCCCUGCGUAUCUAUGCCAUUUGCGGCCACAGGCUGGUGCUCGCCUUGACGGCAUUGAUACUAGGGCUAGUACCAGUGGCUCUCAACAUCUAUCUGAACACACAAUACUACGAUGCAUCCGUGCAAGUUAUUCUGAAUGUUCCAAUAUGCACGGGUUCAUUUCACAUCUCUUCCAAUCUGAUCAACCAGUCAUGCUGUUACCAGCUCGCAUUUGCCCACUCAUAUCUGAUGUAAUUCUCCUCGCGGUUACUUGGUACAAAACAUUCAAGGUAGCAAGAGAAGCUCGCACGGCUGGAGUUCAGGCACCUCUGGCCAUUCUGCUUUUACGUGACGGCACGCUGUAUUUCGUAACAAUCUCGCUCCUCAACGUACUCGAGAUUGUGCUAGCUUUUACCGUUCAGCUGGUUGAGGUAGACGCAUAUGUAUACGUGUCGCUAUUCGGUCCCCAAAUGUCGUCCAUUCUAUUUACGCGAUUCGUGUUCAACCUGCGCCAAGUCUCAUCUGACCUUGCCGUCUCGAGCGAACGACCGCUCUCCACUGUGCCCCAGACACGGACUCUGGAAUUCUCGUCCAAACUUGUUGGCAAUAUGGAUGCUGACUUGGACUUCGGCCGAGAUGUUGUUGGGGACAGCGAAGACGAGAUGGAGGGAGAACUGGAAGAAGAGAUCAUGGAGGAACAGUUCGAUAUAGAUCUGGGACAGCCGGAUGGCGAUGCAGAUGUCAGAGAGGUCUCCGUCUGGCUUGUCUGUGCCUUUGUGCAGAGCACCAUUGAUUGAGACUCAUGCGCUGCACGAUCGGGCACAUCACCAUCCAGAGCUGCCAUAACACCAU